Messenger RNA from Aspergillus wentii DTO 134E9, 2454 nucleotides. RefSeq lists its product as uncharacterized. The record is from RefSeq and is a predicted model, not a curated record. Bases 1 to 2454 code for a protein of 817 amino acids. NCBI's taxonomy places the organism in Eukaryota, Fungi, Ascomycota, Eurotiomycetes, Eurotiales, Aspergillaceae. The transcript has a single exon.
AUGUCGGUGAACCGAUCAUCUUCCCCUGCGAACGACGAUACAAGAAAUUCCAAAUCAACGGAGAGUCUACCAUCUGUGUCAGAACAAGACGUAAUUGAUCAGCGACUGAAAUAUCUCAAAGAAGAGGUCCUUCCUUUUUAUCCCUUUCUUCUCACCGUUCCAACCGAUGUGCCUUUUCGCCUUGGGGGUCGGUUUGUCAACAAUUGGGCAGUGGGGAAGGACGGUCCCUUUACUGCGGAGGAGCAGCAACUUCAAUACAUGACGUUUUUAACACAUCACGAGGGGGACUCUUUACUCGUGGCUGUAGGAGAUUGGUCUGAUGGAGCAGGGAAUAUCAUGACCGAUGAGCGUUCAGGGCCCCAGAGUGCCGGAAGCACACCGUCCAAUGGAUCAUUCAAGAAGAAGAUUAGCCUGAAUGAUUACAAGAAUAAGAGAAAAGGCGGUGCUUCACCUUCUCCCACUAGCCAAGACACAUCCACGCUCCAUGUGCCUAGUGAGAAGCCACGACAUUCCAAAGCGAGCCCUACAGAGAAUCCUACGCCAAGACCUAUGAAUAAUGCCUCUUCGUCCUCCAAAAACAGUAUUGGACCUACACCAGAGAGUUCAGCGCGCAAACGUGCGCCUGAAAAUGAACACGACCUUUCAAGGUUCCAGGAAGGGAAGUCUACUUUAACUAUGUCUUCCCCAAAGAGGGCCCGGGUAUCCCCCGAGGGAAUAGGAAUGAGAGACACUGUACGCUCCAAAGCAAAUGGUCUGCCUACUCUUCUGUCUCCAACCCUACCACCGACUUCUAGCAGCCCCAGAUUACCUCGACUUCUGUCACCCACUCUUCCACCAGAUAUUGAAAAAGAGCUUUCAACGAUCUAUGGUGACUCUCCAAGGAUAAAAGGCUCAAUCUCAAUCGUGGCGAAGAAUGAUAUCUCAAAGGAAAAAUCCACCGAUCGCGACAGGCUGCAUCUAGAUUCCGCACGUGGCUCCAGUCCUCAGAGCUUGCUUAAUAAACCCUUGGUCACUGCAACUGAUAGGAACGUUUCAUCUGUCCUCGGGUCUAUAGGUUCUGAACCUGGUGAAAUUAUAAAAACUAACAUACCACCUCCGGUAUCUGACAAGCAGUCACAGCAUGUGUCAUCUAGCGUGACACUGAAAAAUCACAUGCCAACCUCCAACCAUAGGAAACCUCAGCGUGCUGAUUCGGUUAAAACAGAACUGGUUGUCAAAUUAAGAUAUGGAAGGUCGAAUAGGAAGCGCGUCGAGGCUCUUCUUAAAUUCUCUGGCAAGAGGAAAGGGGUCACAUCAAGCUCGCCUCUGAAGGAACCGAGCGAUUACGGAUCUGUGCGAGACAAGAGGGAGGACCAGGUUUAUUCAGAGAAAAGGGCGAAGCAAGUGUCAAGUGACGGCUCAAAAACUUUGCCAAGGGAACGCUUAAAUGAGUUGAAAGUCACGGGCUUAGAAAAACCCCAAACUCCAGUAUCUUCGACUGCAAGCCUUGCACCGAGUCAGCAGGACAAGGCAAAACUGGCAUCUGUCACCCCCACAAAAGAUCUCAAGGGGUCUUGUCCACGCCAGAGUGAAUCGACGGAUAUUGAUGGGAAGACACCGAUUCAACGAGUGACAAAAUACCCUCCAGGAGAAUCGGUCACAGAUAACAAGCUAUCGCCAUCACAGCCCACUAGUACUGUCAACAGAUCGCGCAAUUGUGAACGUCGAGCUUGGAAAGAAGAAUUCCAGAAGUAUUCAAACCUUGGCCGGGAGUUGAAACACGCGGCAGAGCGAUACACAGCCAAAGACGGCGCAACCUCUGCCGAUGAAAAGCUUGCAGCUGCUACUGCAAUCGAGGCUAUUCUAUGUUUCGUCAUAGCGUUUGUUGCCGAUGAUCAAUAUAAAGCUUUAGGCCGUCAGACCGGUGACUCAUCGACUUGGCUUUCCAUCCUUCCAUACUGGCGCGUUGUAAAAAAGAACAGCACCCUCUACCCUCAUCUUCAUGGCCUUUGCCUGAUCCUAGGUGCUGUAUCCUAUGACGCCAUUCAUGCUCUUGAUCUCGAGCGCCUUGCGAUUAGCCCACUCCCAGGGGAGCAUACGGCCGUUCCCACACCAGGUAGCGAUGGAAAUGCAGUUAUCUCUGAUGAGAGCAAGAGGAACCGCAAAGAAUUUCUUGAUCUGAAGAAUCGGCUUCCGGAAUGCCACAAAGAAUCUCAAAAAUUAUGGCUUGAGGGAAUGCAAGGACUUUCAGAGGAUGUUCUCAUGCGUGAAUUUCCCAUUACUUGGUCAAACCGCUCUAGAAACUAUGCCGAGCGAGGGAGACAACGGCUCAAAGUUGGUGAUUAUUUUGGUGAGUACUUCUUGCCACUCGGCAGGACGAACACGCCCGUGGAAGUUGUGCGGUUCGGCUGGUCAACCUUGAACGAAUGGUGCUUGAAAGAAAAUGUGGAUUGGAAAGGUCGGCUUGGUCUAUAA